Molecule: messenger RNA, 1392 nt
Organism: Panicum virgatum (switchgrass)
Lineage: Eukaryota; Viridiplantae; Streptophyta; Magnoliopsida; Poales; Poaceae
Exons: 3
Coding region: 1-1392 (463 amino acids)
Biological process (GO): DNA transposition
Molecular function (GO): transposase activity; DNA binding; zinc ion binding
Source: RefSeq, a predicted model, not a curated record
AUGGCGGAUCCCGCGGAGCCGGAGCACGGUGAGGAAAGGUAUGGAUCUGCAUCCUUGAUCUGCUCCAAGGAGCACGCUCAAAUUGAAAAAGUCUCACCUGGUAGCUUAGUACAGAUAGAGCUAGACAAGAUUGGUGAGAAACACAGGUUCAAGAGGAUUUUUGUAGCUCUUAGGCCUUGUAUAGAUGGAUUCAAAGCUGGGUGUAGACCUUUUGUUGGUGUAGAUGCAUCCAGUUUAAAUGGCAAGUACAGAGGCCAGUUAGCUUCAGCAACAAGUGUAGAUGGACACAAUUGGCUCUAUCACAUAGCCUAUGCAAUCUUUGACUCAGAAACAGAAGACAAUUGGAAGUGGUUUAUGGAGCAUUUGUGCAAAGUCAUUGGAGAUGUUCCAAACUUGGUCAUAUGCACAGAUGCAUGUAAAGGACUAGAGACAGCAGUGGGUGCUGUGUUCCCACAAGCUGAGAAUAGAGAAUGCAUGAGGCAUCUCUAUCAGAACUUCAUGAAGCACUAUUCUGGUGAGGUGAUCACUGAUCAUUUGUACCCUGCAGCUAGAAGCUACACACAAGGCAUGUUUGAAUGGCACAUGAAGAAGAUAUUUGAGUUUGAUCCUGACACAAUAGAUUACCUAGAUCAGCACCACAAUAGGAUCUGGUACAGAUGUGCCUUCUCUGAAAGCUCAAAGUGUGAUUUCUUGACAAAUAAUGUCUCAGAGAGCUUCAAUGCUCAGAUAAAGAAGUUCAAAGGUUUGCUAGUGCAUGAAUUAGUUGACAGAAUCAGAGAGCUUAUAAUGGAGAAGAGGUACACAAGAAAGGUGCUUGCUAGGCAGUGGGAAGAUGGGGUACUCCCAAAUGUGAUGAAGGACCUGAACUUGAUCAGCAACAACCUCAAAGUGGUCAAAGUAGCAGUUAGUGAUGUUGACAUUGCAGAAGUCACCAUCUUGGAUGACUGGAACAAUCAGAAAAGGCACACAGUGGACAUCCACAACCACAAAUGCUCAUGUAGAGAGUGGCAGGUGACAGGCAAGCCCUGCAAACAUGCUUUGGCAUGGAUUCUGUCCAAUAGAGGGUUAAAGAUUGAAGAUUAUGUCCAUGAAUACUACUCUGUGGCUAAGUUCAAAGCAGCCUAUGAGGACAGAAUUGAGCCUUUGCCAGAUAGGUCACAGUGGCCACAAGUGCAACUUGGAUUCAAUGUCUAUCCACCAUUGCUGGGUAGAGGAGCAGGAAGACCCAAGGUGCAAAGGAUUAGAGGUUUCUUGGAGAAAAGAGCUGCAAAAAAGAAGGUUAGAUGCAAGAGAUGUAGAGAUUUUGGUCACUUUGAAAAAACUUGCAAGCUACCAGAGGUUGGAGAAGAUGGUCAGACAGCUGCACCUAAGAACAAGUCCAAGAAAAGCUAA